Messenger RNA from Doryrhamphus excisus (bluestripe pipefish), 6396 nucleotides. It is a transcript of the gene srebf1, whose product is annotated as sterol regulatory element binding transcription factor 1. Gene Ontology annotation, molecular function: DNA-binding transcription factor activity, RNA polymerase II-specific; RNA polymerase II cis-regulatory region sequence-specific DNA binding; protein dimerization activity. Gene Ontology annotation, biological process: regulation of transcription by RNA polymerase II. Gene Ontology annotation, cellular component: nucleus. The record is from RefSeq and is a predicted model, not a curated record. NCBI's taxonomy places the organism in Eukaryota, Metazoa, Chordata, Actinopteri, Syngnathiformes, Syngnathidae.
UCGUAAGCAUGUUAGUACUGAAUGGGCUCUUCAGUGUUUAGCUUGACAAGUUUUCCUGAACAGUCAUGGGGGUAGCAGACGGGAGUUAGCUGACAGAUCGACACUAAAAGUUCUCAGAAGCCUGUUUUGGGAAUGCUUUGUCAAAUGUAGUCACCUGAGAAUCUGAAGAUUGGAAGAUUUUUUUAAAAAAAUAGCUUUCUGCAUAGGACAACCAGACACAACAGCUAAGCGAUGAACAACCUGUCAUUUGACGAUUCUUCUUUGGAUAAUCUGGAUCCAACGCUGUCGCUCAAUGAUCCUAAUGAUAUUGACACGGCCCUUCUAAACGACAUUGAUGAUAUGCUCCAGCUUCUUAACAACCAGGAAGUGGAAUUUGAACUCUUUGAUAACCCUCCAUACACCGCACCUGCCACCAGUCUGGACCUUUCCUCUAUUCCACAGUCUGUCACGUCGUCCACCACCCUUCCCACCACAACCACACGUCCAUCCUCUUCGUCGUCCAUCUUAAGCAGCAGCCCCCAUCUGGAUGCACUCCUUGGUCCUCCUAUCACCCGCAGCUCAUCCUCCCCGGAUAAAGCCUUCCAGCACAUUACUUUUCAACAGUCCCCCCUGGCUCAGGUGUCCAGCUCCAUCCCACGGCAACAACAGCAACAGCAGGUGGCAUCCCCCCCGCAAGCUCAGAGUCUCAGACAGCCUAAAGUGGAACCUUCUCAACCCAUUCUGGCUCAGUCUGCAGCUCUCCAAGGAGCUUCAUCUCAUGGAACACCUCUACCAAACCCUGCGUUUAGCGCUACAAGCGCCAAACCUUUCACCUCCCCGGUACCUCAGCCGCAACCUCAGGCUCAGGCUCAGCCUCCAAACCCACCACAGACGCAACUUCAGACCCAGACUCUGAACAGAGUACACAACAACUACAUUGCGACCAGCCCGGGCAAAGUGAGCCAACCUGUUGCCGCCUUGUCCUCUUCACCUCCUCAUGUUCAGCCGGUGGCCAUUCAGACUCAGCUGCAAGGGCUGACUGCCGCCUCUCCUUUGUUGGCAACGUCGGGAAGCCCACCGGCUCAGACCCUCACGCCUCAUGUACAGCAAGUACCUGUGUUACUGCAACCACAGUUUAUCAAAGCUGAAUCUCUGCUGUUGACCUCCACCUCCCUGGCCACUACUACGCCAGUUCAGAGCACAUCACUGCAGGCUUUUGUCGGCGGGGGCACCUUUUUAACAACCGUGCCGGUCGUGGUGGAUCCCGAGAAGCUGCCCAUUAACCGCAUCAUCAACAACGGCAAGAACAACGUCCUCCCAGCGAAGGGAGAGAAGCGCACGGCUCACAAUGCCAUCGAGAAGCGCUACCGCUCGUCAAUCAACGAUAAAAUCAAUGAGCUCAAAGACUUGGUGGCGGGCACUGAGGCCAAGCUCAAUAAGUCUGCAGUGCUGAGGAAAGCCAUCGACUACAUCCGUUACAUGCAACAAACCAACCAGAAGCUCAAACGAGAGAACAUGGCGCUUAAAAUGGCUGUCCAGAACAACAAGUCUCUCAAGGACCUCGUCGCCAUGGAGGUGGAUGGACCAGCUGAUGUGAAGGCGGAGCUGCCUACCCCACCGGCAUCUGACGUGGGCUCUCCCACUUCCUUCUCACAUUGUGGAAGUGACUCCGAACCCGACAGUCCAAUGGGGGAAGAUACUAAGCCAAACUUGGGCACGUUGGACCAGUCGUCAUCGUCAGGCAGCGGCGCCGGCGGCAUGUUGGACCGCUCCCGCAUGGCGCUGUGUGCCUUCACUUUCCUCUUCCUUUCCCUCAACCCCUUGGCUACCCUGCUCUGCUCGUCCGGCAGCAGUUCGGCUAGUAGUGCUGCUAGCGCACCCCACCAUGCGGGCAGGAAUGUCCUGGGCUUGGACGUAGCAGCUGACUCGUGGGGCUGGAUGGAUUGGAUGCUACCGACGAUACUGGUGUGGCUUCUGAAUGGCAUCUUGGUGUCGGGAGUUCUGAUCCGACUCUUGGUGUACGGAGAGCCUGUAACCAGACCUCAUUCUGGAUCAUCAGUCUUAUUCUGGAGGCACCGCAAGCAGGCAGACCUGGACCUGGCAAGAGGAGAUUUUGCCCAGGCCAGUCAGAACCUCUGGACUUGCCUCAAAGCUCUCGGUCGUCCCUUACCAACCUCCCAAAUGGAUUUGGCCUGUGCCGUGCUGUGGUCCCUCCUCCGCUUCUGCCUCCAGCGCCUCUGGGUGGGCCGCUGGCUGGCAGCCAGGGCUGGAGGGCUGCGAUCUGAUCGCCCCCUGCAGGAGGAUGCUUGUAAAAGCAGCCGGGACGCCGCUCUCGUCUACCACCGUCUGCACCAGCUACACAUGACAGGUAAGCUGAACGGUAGCCAUCUGUCAGCCGUGCACAUGGCUCUUAGCGCAGUGAACCUGGCAGAGUGCGCUGGAUCCUGUCUGCCUGUCGCCUCGCUGGCUGAGGUCUACGUCUCGGCAGCGCUCAGAGUCAAAGCCAGCCUGCCAAGGAUCCUACACUUCACCUCUCGGGUUUUCCUGAGUAGUGCACGCCAGGAGUGCCUGUCAACCAGUGGCAGCGUACCGCCAGCUAUGCAGUGGUUGUGUGACCCUCUCGGCCACCGCUUCUUCGUGGAUGGAGAUUGGGCCAUUCGCAGCAUCCCGAAAGAGAGCAUCUACAGCCAGGCAGGCAAUACAGUGGACCCUCUGGCUCAGGUGACGCAAGCAUUCAGAGAACACCUGCUGGAGAAGGCUCUUUAUUGUGUGGCCCAGCCCAAAGGGGAGAAAAGCCCAAGCCAUGGCGAGGGGGAGUAUGCUGAUGCCCUGGAGUAUCUGCAGCUGCUGAUUAGGGCAUCUGAUGCAGCUGGUGCCACAUCCCAAUCCUUUGCUAUUGGCUCCAACAUGGCGACUGUGACGGGCUGUGACCCCCACUCCAAGUGGUGGUCCUCUGUCACCGUGGUGAUCAUCAACUGGCUCCAAGGCGACGACACGGCUGCGGAGAGGCUGUACCCAACAGUGGAGCACCUGCCGCGCACGCUGCAGAACGUGGAGAGCCUCCUGCCUACGGCUUGUCUCAACACGUUCCGAGCCGUGCGGGCUCUGCUGUCCAAGCCGGAGAACUGCCAGCUAAGUCUGAGCCACAGCGACAGGGCCAGUGCCCUCCUUCGAGAUAGCCUCAAUCUGGGCCCGCACUCCCACAGCUCCAGUUUAGACAAGGUUGUCCAAUUGCUGCUGUGUGACCUGCUGUUGGUGAUGAGGACCAACGUGUGGCGUCUUCAGCAGCAGGGGCUCAAUGCCGCUGGAUUUGGAUCAGCGGGCCCUGGCACAGGUCCCGUGGGAGUCCAACAGGCCUCGGCGCCGGAGCUUCAGGGCUUUCAGCAAGAUCUCAGCUCACUACGCAAGCUGGCUCAGAGCUUUAGGCCGGCCAUGCGAAGAUUGUUCCUCCACGAAGCCACAGCCAGGCUGAUGGCGGGGGCCAGUCCCACGCGCACACAUCAGCUCCUGGACCGCUCAUUGCGACGCAGGGCGACACCCGGAGCAAAGACAGAGGAAAGCGAAAUGCGCCCGGGCCAGCGUGAGCAGGCGGAGGCGGUGAUGCUGGCGUGCCGCUACCUUCCCCCGUCCUUCCUCUCGGCCCCCGGCCAGCGGGUGGGCAUGCUGGCCGACGCCGCCCGCACUCUGGAGAAACUUGGAGACAAGAGGACCCUCCACGACUGCCAGCAAAUGAUCAUCAAGCUCGGCAGCGGGACCACCGUCACCAACAGCUAAGAGACCGAGGGACAAGUACACUUGGAUGGCAGGUUCUCAUAUCAAACUGACCACACUGACUUGUAUUUCUCUCUUGGCAACAGCCCCCCCCCCCCACACAGAGAAGGCACUUAUUCAGGUCGUACCAUCUAGGAAGUAGUUUUCUCUUUUUAGUAUGAAUCCAUUGCAGUGCUGCAGUUGACCACAGAGAGGCGCCAUCACAUACCCUCUGUGGAUGUACAGCUGAAUGACAGAGUAUGUGAGAGAGUGAUUUUUUAUUUUUUGAGGGGGAGGGGGGGUGACCGCAUUUGGUCAAUCUGCACUAGGCCGAUGAGGCUAAUUUCAAUGAGAUAUAUAUAUAAUACGGCUUUAUGAGGUUACUUUCAUAGUUUUACUGAUCUGUACAUAUUAUUAUGUAUUUAUAAUCUGUAUGAAUUUUGAUUCAGCAGUAUUUUUACAUACGUGAGAAGGACAAAUGUUUUUUUUUCGUUAUUCAAACGGCUUCCGAGAUGUUCGCAUGUUUAGAAAUGGCGUCAAAGUCGUCAAGGUGACAUUUCGCUGACCUUUUGCAAAUGUUGCUAUUAUCAGCUGUCAGCUGUGUCAGUCGUAGCAACUCUGCAGGCUAACAUGUCAAAUAUUACACAACAGAACGCUCAGCUUCUCUUGGUCGUGGCUGUUUGGUGUCUUCACCACCAUUUGUCUUAGAAGUGUGUAAAAUGUGUGUAAAAUAUUAUUUAGGCAUUUUCUGUGUUUUUGUUGCAGGAGCUAUUAGUAUGUUUUGAAACCGUUGUGUGUGGGUCCUAACAUACUUUCAUCUACAUGUUCCUUCAUGUAAAUAUUAAAAACACUUUUUAAAGAAGAUUUUGGGGUUUCAUGAUUGCGUACUAGGAGAAAAUUACUGUUGAUUAAUUUAAUAGAAUAAAUUAGUCCUUUCAAAAUAUAGUUUUUAUGCCAAAAUUAUAUAUAUUUAUUGUUUUAAUGUUGUGGUUAGCGUGUAGGACACACAGCUGGGAGACUCUGGUUCGAUUCCCUGCUUGGGUUCUCCCUGUACGUGCAUGGGUUUUCUCCUCCCACAUUCCAAAAACAUGCUAGGUUAAUUGGCGACUCCAAAUUGCCUAUAGGUAUGAAUGUGAGUGUGAAUGGUUGUUUGUCUAUAUGUGCCCUGUGAUUGGCUGGCGACCAGUCCGGGGUGUACCCUGCCUCUCGUCCGAAGACAGCUGGGAUAGGCUCCAGCACCCCCACGACCCUCAUGAGGAUAAGCGGUACAAGAACACGGAUGGAUGACAAAGAUGCAUUUGCAAGAAGUGAGUGAGAAACAUGAAAAGCAAAACAAUUCUGUUUAGAACUACAAAUUCACUUUUUUUCUGUUGAUUAUUUUUGUUGUUUUUGGCAAUUUCACAAACAAAACGGCGUGUGCAUUUAGAUGGCGUAGGGGAGGAGCGAUGUGUAACGUCGCAAAUAAAAACACAGUAUAUGUAUGGCAAACACUGCAUUAAGUAAUUGUAAUUAAAUGAUAAAUGAUAUAUUUCUAACUAAUUUAUUUAAUGAUUUCAUGGCUUUUUAAAAAUGAUUUAAAGACAUACAGUAUAAUAUCUGUACAGUAUUGUACCUGAGGGGCUGCUGGAGGUCGUCUUUGUGAGGCUGGGUCACAAGAAGCCAUGCAGGGGAUCCGCCAUCAUUCCCAUCACUGGCAAUGCUUCAGGCUUCCCAGCAUGCUUUGCGGUACUUUUUUAAAAAUAAAAAGUUAACAUUGUUGGUUAAUUCAAUUAAAUCCACAACAGAAGUUAUCUCAAGACACCCCAAUUGUAUUAUUCCCCAUUGAAAUUAGUGGUUGCCUUAUGUGUUUAUUUACCUGUUACAUGUUGUGCUGUCGGUCGAGUGGUUAGCGCGCAGACCUCACAGCUAGGAGACCAGGGUUCAAUUCCACCCUCGGCCAUCUCUGUGUGGAGUUUGCAUGUUCUCCCCGUGCAUGCGUGGGUUUUCUUCGGGUACUCCGGUUUCCUCCCACAUUCCAAAAACAUGCUAGGUUAAUUGGCGACUCCAAAUUGUCCAUAGGUAUGAAUGUGAGUGUGAAUGGUUGUUUGUCUAUAUGUGCCCUGUGAUUGGCUGGCAACCAGUCCAGGGUGUACCCCGCCUCUCGCCCGAAGAUAGCUGGGAUAGGCUCCAGCACCCCCGCGACCCUCGUGAGGAUAAGCGGUAGAAAAUGAAUGAAUGAAUGUUGUGCUGUCAUUUUGUAUUGGCCCAGUGAUUGUAGUUGCUGCCGUCUUGUGGCACCCCCCCCCCCCCCCCCCCGUUCAUUCCUCUGCAUGACAAGCUUGCUGUAAGGUCAGUAUUGGUUUGUGGGUCGCACCUACUCUCGACUCUGAUGUCAAGAAUUGCUGCAAAAUGUGAAAACAUUACAUUUGAACCAAAAUUAUAUGGAAAAAAAAUCAUUUUGGGCGUACUUAAUAGUUAGAAUCUUUUGUCUUGGUUACAGAAAAUGUUAUGAAAUAUGUAUUGCACAUUGUGCACCAUCGAACGGCAGCUUAUAUUACUGUUUUGCAGCCAUAAUUAUUUAAUGGCUUUUUAAAUGAUGGCAUAGUUACAUUUAAACUGGCUCCCCAAUGUUUUGAACUGUUGUGAAAAAAACAAAUAACUAAAAAUAAAGAGCAGUCUAAAGCAUCA